UGCAGUCGGGAGCAAAAGCCGAGGGUUUCCGAUCAGAGCCGAGUGUCAGCUUGGGAGGUAAACAGCGUCAUUCUUCACUGCAGCACAUAAACGAGCCGACUUUGAGCGCAACUCACCUGCAGGACGAGUGGACUUGCUUCUUCUGCGGGAAGAAAUCAUCAACGACGUGACCUUUGACCCAGAGGACUGGACACGAUGCUGCAGUGUUUCCACCUGCUGCUGCUGGAGCCCGCCAAGGCCAUGGCCGGCAAAAUAAAGGCGCUGAACUCCAAAGCGAAGAAGAAGCCUGAAGUCCUGGAGGAUGACCAGCGACUUGUGGCGGAACUGGCUAAAGACCUGGGCCGGGUGUGCCAGAGUUCCUCGGUCUUGGAGCACAUCUGGAAGCAGGACGACAUCUGGCCAAGCACUCUCUGCAGGGUCUUCAUUCUGGAAUGGGCUUCCAUGUUGGAGACCAAGAGGAGGCCCGUGCAGACUGGCGGCUGGCCCGGAAACCUGGACCGCCAGCGGUGGGAUCCCGACAACCAGCUGGACCUGCAGAAGGCCAAGUUAGACCUCCUUGAUUGGGUGAAAGACUGGAGGACUCAGCCCGAGCAAAGCGUUCUGCCUGGGAAAGGUGUGGCCAAGGUUCUGGAGGACUUGAGGCAGGCUUGGCGCUGGGGCCAAGUUCCAAACCUGCUGAAUGCCAUGGAGAUGGUCAUGUGGACUCUCAUGCUGGAGAGUCCAGAAAAGGAAACUGUACCACAGCUCUGGUUGGCCUGGAAGCAGAGGACGGACUUUGGUGCGAUCUCUUACAUUCCUCAGCCAGUGUGGGACUGGAUCACCAAGGCCGCAGUGGAGGUGACUCUCAACAAAGACACGGCCAACCCCGACCUUCACAUCUCCGGCGACGACAAGAAGAUGCGCGUCGGCUUGGAGAGGAAGGACGUCCUCAACCACCGCCGGCGCUUUGACGGCUGGUGGUGCGCCGCGGGAUUGGAGGGCUUCGGCGCGGGCCGUCGCUACUGGGAGGUGCAAGUAGGUGAGCGAGAUUGGCGGCUGGGCGUGGCCAAAGAGUCGGCCCUGAGGAAAGGGUUCAAGUCCCUCAACACCGGCACGGGUUACCUGACCCUGCGCCUGGAGAGGGGCACCGAGCUUAAGGCGCUGACGGUGCCGUACACCGCCCUGCCGCCGGGCCUCAUCCCCCAGAAAGUGGGCGUCUACCUGGAUUACGACGCCGGCCAGCUGUCCUUCUACGACGUGGACACGCACGUCCACAUUUACACGUACAAGGAGCGCUUUUGCGAGAAGCUCUUCCCACUCUUCGGUACGGUGGAGGUCGCCAAUGAUCUGGUGAUCAGGACCCCUGAAGUGGAUGCCCAGUGUCUCUGUGCUACAUCCUGCCUUUGGGGUUGAGGAAAGUCUGCAGUGGAUGUCACAGUUAGCAACGAAAACGAGGUUAUGCAAAUAUAUUCAUCACUGGGAGGGUAUUCCUGCUGUAAAAGAAUGAGGGUGUGCUUUUAAAUAGCUUCUGCUGCUACAAUCAAAUGAAACCACAUGCUCGCUUACGUCCUGUAGACUGUAGCAUCCAUGUGGUGUACUAUGUAGUAUUCACCCUGCACUCAAUAAAAUAUAAAUG
Molecule: messenger RNA, 1615 nt
Organism: Entelurus aequoreus (snake pipefish)
Lineage: Eukaryota; Metazoa; Chordata; Actinopteri; Syngnathiformes; Syngnathidae
Product: E3 ubiquitin-protein ligase TRIM58-like
Exons: 10
Coding region: 196-1392 (398 amino acids)
Molecular function (GO): protein binding
Source: RefSeq, a predicted model, not a curated record